This is a messenger RNA of Thrips palmi, 658 nucleotides long. RefSeq lists its product as uncharacterized. The coding region runs from base 303 to 617 and encodes 104 amino acids. The transcript has 4 exons. The record is from RefSeq and is a predicted model, not a curated record. Lineage: Eukaryota; Metazoa; Arthropoda; Insecta; Thysanoptera; Thripidae.
GACUACACAUCUGUGCAUUUACUGCAACUCCGAUCCCUUGAUAUUUUAUGCAGUUUUCGCUGGGUCAGAAACUAAAAACCAAAUUAAAUAGCAUCGAAGACAAACGUUUCUCAUAGUUUUUGAUGUUCAAGGUAUCAUUGCUCCUUAUUAGUACGUCCAAUUUAUUCGCAGUUGGCAACAAGUAAGCCGGUCGCGUGGUGGGGGUAGGUGGGGGUAAAGUGUUGUCUGCUCUUGGUACCUGCCACUACCUGUCACAGGUUGCCAAUCAAGAUAAUUUGCCGAAUUGAUGUCAUCCUUUCCUCAUGUUAAACCCACGUGAGUCUCAGGUUAACUUGGUCCAUUUUCAAAUUCCACAAACUAGGCCUUACCUGAACUGCAAGAUGGCAACAUCAUCCAACACAGAGUCAAUGCCAGAUUUGUUUGAGGAGAUGCAGACUUUGGCGCAAUUGACAGGGAUCAAGUGCCCUGGAAAAGUCAUGAAGAUUAUAUUGCAGCUCAAUAUCAUGGGUGUACCACCCGAAAAAAUCCGCACUCUUCUGCGAGAUAUAUUAAAGGCCAAACAUCGUUCCAAAAAUUCUUCAAGGAGUAGUAAUUCCUCUUCUGAUCGAGAAAAUUAGACACUUUAGUUAUAAAUAAUAAAUAGAAAUCAAAUUGUUAA